Messenger RNA from Geodia barretti, 770 nucleotides. The record is from the annotation of a GenBank genome assembly. Lineage: Eukaryota; Metazoa; Porifera; Demospongiae; Tetractinellida; Geodiidae.
AUGACGGCUAAUACGGGUUCUGAGCUAGCAAGAGACUACCUGGCUCGUCAGAACAUCCCACAACUGUUCGAAAGCCUGAUAGCUGGGCUGGCUUACCAUAGACCAGACGACCCCAUCUCCUUCCUGCAGCGGUGUCUGGAGGAAGCAAAGACACGGGGACCGGGAUGUGGAAAGGGGACGCAGUGCGAGAAGCUGGCGAAAGAGUUCGGUCUCGUCCACCUCUCCUCGGGGGACCUGCUGCGGGAAGAGGUGGCGAGAGGAUCUCUUCGGGGCCGCGAGAUCCAGGAGAUCAUGACUGAAGGCAAACUUGUCCCUCCUGAAGUGACAGUUAGACUGCUGAAAUCGGCCAUCAAUUCUGUAGGUGAUGCAAACGGAUUUCUUAUCGAUGGCUUCCCCAGAGAACUGGCCCAGGCACAUAUGUUCGAGCAACAAGUAGGGGAGUGUGCAGCGGUGGUGGUGUUUGAGUGUGGCGAGGAGGUGUUAGUGGAGAGGCUGAGAAAGAGGGGAGAGACCAGCGGCCGCGUGGACAACAACGAUGACACCAUCAGAAAGAGGCUCACAACGUUCUCCGCCUCCACUCUGCCAGUGGUGCAGCACUACCAGUCACUGGGGAGAACUAGAAUGGUAGAUGCAAGUGGGACAGUGGAUAAGGUGUCCAGUGAAGACAAGAUCAUCUUCAGACAACUGUUAGCAGACCAUUGACGGAUAGCACUGCAUCAAAUCACUGACAUUACCUCAUCACGAACCAAUCACAUUGAAUAAUGUAUAAU